Ordospora colligata OC4 is the source of this 411-nucleotide messenger RNA. RefSeq lists its product as uncharacterized. Gene Ontology annotation, molecular function: enzyme activator activity; mRNA binding. Gene Ontology annotation, biological process: deadenylation-dependent decapping of nuclear-transcribed mRNA; positive regulation of catalytic activity; deadenylation-independent decapping of nuclear-transcribed mRNA. The transcript has a single exon. The coding region runs from base 1 to 411 and encodes 136 amino acids. NCBI's taxonomy places the organism in Eukaryota, Fungi, Microsporidia, Ordosporidae. The record is from RefSeq and is a predicted model, not a curated record. Gene Ontology annotation, cellular component: P-body.
AUGAAUGAUAGAGAGAGCCAGGUGCUAAGGUCUGCGAUUGAGAGCAUGGACAGCUUACUUGAUGAAAUUGAGUAUGUGGCAAACUUUACGUGCGUAUAUCAUUAUGGCGGGGAUAAGUGGCUUAAGAUGAAUGUUGAGGGGACAUUUGUGAUGUAUAGAAGAAAGAAUAUGCCAUUGAUUGUUAUAAGAGUGCUAAACAGAAAAAGCUUGGAUGACUUUGUGUUUGAGUUGAGUGAAGAAACCAAGCUGGGGAUGGGGGAAAGUUUGAUGACGCUGAGUAAUGGAGAAGGAGGGAUAUAUGGGCUUUGGUUUAAGAGCAGUGAGUAUCCGAAGGAAAUCAUGAAUCACUUGAAGAAAGAGCAAUUUAUAGUCGAGCAUAAUCCAGUAGAUAAGAGUGAUUUGCAUGAAUGA